AUGGCCCCCACUAACACCCUCCCCGCCUGGGCUGAGCUCCAAGCUCACCAUGAGAUUGUCGGCAAAGCCUUCGUGCUCAAAGAGGCCUUCAAGGCCGAUCCCGAGCGCUUCCAGAAGUUCUCUACGACCGUCAAGCUUCCUGCCGACAUCUCUACCGAGCCCAAUGGCACCGAGAUUCUCUUCGACUUCAGCAAGAACCUGGUGACGGAGGAGACCCUGGACCUCCUCAUCAAGCUGGCCGAGCAGGCUGGCCUUGAGAAGAAGCGCGAUGCCAUGUUUGCUGGUGAAAAGAUCAACUUCACCGAGAACCGCGCCGUCUAUCAUGCCGCGCUGCGCAAUGUCACCAACCAGGAGAUGAAGGUCGACGGCGUCGACGUCAUGAACACGAAGGGUGGUGUGAAUGACGUCCUCGAACACAUGCGUGUCUUCUCCGACCAGGUCCGCAGCGGCGAGUGGACGGGUUACACCGGGAAGAAGUUGACCAACAUCAUCAAUGUCGGCAUUGGCGGCUCUGACCUUGGGCCUGUCAUGGUCACUGAGGCCCUCCGGCACUACGGCGCCAAGGACAUGACUCUGCACUUCGUGUCCAACAUUGACGGCACCCACAUCGCCGAGGCCCUCGCCAACUCGGACCCCGAGACCACUCUGUUCCUGAUAGCCUCCAAGACCUUUACGACUGCUGAGACAACCACCAAUGCCAACACGGCCAAGCAGUGGUUCCUUGAGAAGACUGGCGGCAAGGGCGAUAUCUCGAAGCACUUUGUCGCCCUGUCUACCAACGAAGAGGAGGUUGUUAAGUUCGGUAUUGACCCAGCCAACAUGUUCGGCUUUGAGAACUGGGUUGGCGGUCGCUACUCCGUCUGGAGCGCCAUUGGCUUGAGCGUUGCUCUGUAUGUCGGCUUCGAUAAUUUCUACAAAUUUCUAGCCGGCGCCCACGCCAUGGAUCAGCACUUCCGAACAGCCCCUCUGCGCCAGAACGUCCCUGUCCUUGGUGGCCUGCUCAGCGUCUGGUACACCAACUUUUUCAACGCCCAAACUCAUUUGGUUGCCCCAUUCGACCAGUACCUGCACCGCUUCCCUGCCUACCUGCAGCAGCUGUCCAUGGAGUCUAACGGCAAGACCAUCACCUCGGACGGCACACCGGCCAAGUACCAGACCGGCGCCGUGCUGUUCGGUGAGCCGUGCACCAACGCCCAGCACUCCUUCUUCCAGCUGGUCCAUCAGGGUACCAAGCUCAUCCCGGCAGACUUUAUCCUCGCGGCCAAGUCGCACAACCCAGUUUCGAACAACCUCCACCAGAAGAUGCUGGCGUCGAACUACCUUGCCCAAGCUGAGGCCCUCAUGGUGGGCAAGACAGCCGACGAGGUGCGCGCUGAGGGCAACGUGCCCGAGUCUCUCGUCCCCCACAAGGUCUUCCUGGGCAACCGGCCGACGACCAGCAUCCUGGUGGGCGGUGCUAUUGGCCCGGCAGAGUUGGGCGCUCUGAUUGUCUACUACGAGCACCUGACCUUCACGGAGGGUGCUGUCUGGGACAUCAACAGCUUCGACCAAUGGGGUGUCGAGCUCGGUAAGGUCCUAGCCAAGAAGAUCCUCAAGGAGCUGGACGAGGAGGGCAAUAAUGGCGAGGCCCACGACGCCUCGACCGGUGGCCUGUUGGCUGCGUUCAAGAAGUACGCGAACCUCUCAUAG
Molecule: messenger RNA, 1689 nt
Organism: Thermochaetoides thermophila DSM 1495
Lineage: Eukaryota; Fungi; Ascomycota; Sordariomycetes; Sordariales; Chaetomiaceae
Product: glucose-6-phosphate isomerase-like protein
Exons: 2
Coding region: 1-1689 (562 amino acids)
Biological process (GO): glycolytic process; glucose 6-phosphate metabolic process; gluconeogenesis
Cellular component (GO): cytosol
Molecular function (GO): carbohydrate derivative binding; monosaccharide binding; glucose-6-phosphate isomerase activity
Source: RefSeq, a predicted model, not a curated record